AUGCUGUCACAAUACCCUUGCAUGCGUUCUCCCGACGAUUAUCAAUACUCAGGACCGCCAGGGUCUACUGGUGAUGACGGUGGUGAUAAGCAGCCUAGAAAGCGAGGAAGACCGAUGAAGUCCAGCAGACCAUCUGGGGGUGUCCCCGAGCCCGUUGGCCAGGGCCCCGUUGCGCCGUCUAUCCAGCAGACACUUCCACCACAGACACCACAGAAUCAGAGUGCUCCUCUCCCUCUCCCGACACAGAAAUCCACGUAUGCCCCCGCGCCUGCGCCCGCCCCCGCAGCCACGCCUCUCCAGGCUUCGCCGCCCAAGACGACCCCGACCAAGACGACCCUGAAAGCCCUUCCGACCGUUCGCGACCACACAACCGACCAGCUUGGCCCUGGCGGAGAUGAAUACUUGCCGAGGGAGAUUGAUGAGGCCGGUGAAAAGAAGGUUAUGCCAAAUGGGCAGCUUACCGGAAAUCGUGAAUACAGAUGCCGAACGUUCUUAGUACCCAACCGAGGCGAUAAGCUUUUCAUGUUGGCCACCGAAUGUGCCCGAGUUCUCGGCUACCGCGACUCAUACCUGCUCUUCAACAAGAACAGGUCACUGUACAAGAUCAUAGCGAACCAGGAGGAAAAGGACGACCUUGUGAACCAGGAGAUCUUGCCUUUCUCGUACAGGUCGCGCCAGAUUGCCAUCGUCACGGCCCGCAGCAUGUUCCGUCAGUUUGGUAGUAGAGUUAUUACCAACGGGCGCCGCGUCAGAGACGAUUACUGGGAAACAAAGGCACGGAAACAAGGCUUCACCGAGGCUGAUCUGGCCGGGGAGAAGAGACCUGGGGGAACCAAGGCCCGGGAAGCAGCCGCCGAAGCCAACCAGAACUCCAUGCUCGGAGGACCUCACGGGGAGAUCAUCUACAACACGAACCCAGGCCCCUACGGCGCCCCGCAGCCCCUCGUACAACCAGGUAUGAUUGGACCGCCGCCAGCAACCUCGACCAGAAUGCCCGUAAUAACACUAGGACCAGAUUACAAUGAUACCAGGAGCCGGGACUACUCGACUAUUCUGAAGACUGGCCCGCGACAGGAGAUCACUGGUCCUCCGUACCAGGACCGGACUCAGACUACACCUCUGUCUGAUCUGCACGCCCAAGCUCACCAUGCAGCCGAGUUCAACCGGGCCGUUAACCAGCAACGUGAGAUGCGUGGUGAAUACCUCCAAACCUUGUGGCGGAGGCCUCACGAUCAAGCCACUGCCGCGAAUCUAGGCCAGCCGGUCGGCUCCGAGGCAUCUGCUGUCCCUACCAGCCGGCCAGCCGCAUCGUCUCAUGCCCCUAGUUCUGGUUUACAGCAACCUGCCAUCGUGCCAAACCAGAGCCCUCAAAUGAUGAUGACGGCGGCACCCUACUCGCAGCCCAUCCAUGCACAGGCUUCGGCCAGUCAAGGUACAAUGAGAGGUAUGGCUCCAGCUCCAGCUCAGAACAGCUCGAAGGCAACAAACUCUUCGUCAGCUCCUAGCGGAAGCAUGCCACAACCCGGUCAGAACUACGGUUAUACAAAUUCACAGAUGUGGCCCCCGACGCCCCAGACGCCGCAGCACAGCUACUCAGCCUACACUGCCCAGCCCCAACAGCCCCAUUCUCAGCAAUCCCCUGCUCCUCAGUUGCGACACUCGGGUUCAGGAAGCCAGGUUCAGCCAAACAACAUGUCUUACUCGACCAUGCCCAGCAUGAACCAAGGCUAUGGUGCUCCCUCACAGGGGAUGUACUCUGCUGAAACUCCGCGCCAAUACAUGCACCAGCAGAGCGCGCCAUCCCCGGCGGUUUCGCAGCCUUGGACCCAGCAACAGCAAACUGCUACGUGGUGGUCCAAUCAACCACAAUAG
This is a messenger RNA of Sordaria macrospora k-hell, 1872 nucleotides long. The record is from RefSeq and is a predicted model, not a curated record. Lineage: Eukaryota; Fungi; Ascomycota; Sordariomycetes; Sordariales; Sordariaceae.